Molecule: messenger RNA, 2645 nt
Organism: Osmia bicornis bicornis
Lineage: Eukaryota; Metazoa; Arthropoda; Insecta; Hymenoptera; Megachilidae
Exons: 3
Coding region: 773-2161 (462 amino acids)
Source: RefSeq, a predicted model, not a curated record
CUGCACAAUCACCCAACGCUAAUUUCUGUUCACGAUUGAAUACCAGCAUUCGUCGAGUCACGUUAUCUUCUCUGGUGAACCAACUUCGUGUUGACGGAUAUUGUUUUCUUCUUUCGCUCCGGUUGCAUCCUCGAAGGUGCACUCGUUUAAACAACUUCUCAGAUUUUAUUAAUUCCAGAUAAAGAGGGCAUUAUUAAUGACAUUAAUAAUUGAAAGAAACAUCAAUGAACGUAUCAAGCGUUAUCUUACUUGGAUUGCUUCAAGCAAAUUAACAGAUUACCUUAUAGAAGGAGCUAUUGUAAUGUAACCACACGAUCUUCUAGUUCUUCAAGGUGUCGGCUAAUGACGACAGUUCGAAAGCGUACACGUGGGAAAAAAGUGAAGCGAUCGUAGAACAAUGUUAUGAAAAAAUUCACGUUUCGUGUCAGGUUCGCUGGUAGCACCUAAAUGCCCCUUUUACCUUCUGGCCGACGAGUAACCAAGCAAAGUUAAGAUCCCCUCCAGAGGAAGAGAGUUCAGGAUGUAGCGUUGGGACCCCCAUAUUGCAUCGCGAAGCUACUCUAUGGUACCCCUCCUCGACGUGUCUUUUAUGCUUAGGGCGACUAGACGCUUAGGCGGAGGAACGUUCGCUAUAAAAGGCCCCGGUACCACGAGGAAUUCGUCAGAAAAGUGACGAACCGUAACAAAAAAAAAAAAGAAAAAAGAAGGCGGCAGCAGUUGCCGUUUUUUCUCGUCUGCCGCUGUGUAAACGACACACAUCUCUGUUGUGAAGAUGCGGUCUAGCCUGCUACUCCUAGGUUGCUUCUUUUUGGUCUCCACCCUUGGAGAUCCAAUCAGGACAAAGAAAGAAGCUCCGUUAAGUCCUCCCCCAAGCCAGUAUGGACCACCAUCGGCCUCUUAUGGAGUCCCAAACGUAGAAAGCUCUUACAACGCGCCGUCUGAUUCUUAUGGCGCCCCACUGCCUUCGUCUUCUUACGGUGCACCAUCCGGAUCUUCCUCUCACGGUGGAUCAUUCGGACCUUCUUCGUCUUACGGUGCUCCAUCGGGACCUUCUUCCUCUCACGGUGCGCCAUCAUCGUCCUACGAUGGCCCGUCUUCCUCUCACGGUGGGCCAUCGUCGUCUUACGGUGCCCCAUCAGGUCCAUCUUCUUCCUACGGUGCCCCAUCGUCGUUUGACCAUGGUAGCUCCUUCGGUGGCGACCAAGGAUACAGCAGUGGUGGGUCCUUCAGUGAUCAUCACAGUGGCGGUGGCCACGGAGGUGAUCAAGGCUCCUUUGGUGGAGACCAUGGAUCCUUUGGAGGAGAUCAUGGAAGUGGUGGAGGAGUAUCUUCCUCUUAUGGACCGCCAUCUCAAUCUUAUGGACCUCCUGUUCAACCACAAGGAAGAUGGGAGAAGAAGCUGACAUGGAAGCCGGAAUGGAAGCAAAUCUGGAAAACAGAACAGAAGUUGACUUGGAAGCAAGAAUGGAAGAAGGUCCAAGUUCCAGUGUGGAAAGAGAUUCAGGUUCCGGCUUGGAAGGAGGUUAAGGUAUCAGCCUGGAAGAAGGUCCAGAAGCCUGUCUGGAAGGAGAUCCAAGUGCCAGCAUGGAAGGAAGUUCAAGUACCUGCAUGGAAGAAGGUCUGGAAGCCGGUGUGGAAGGAAAUACAGGUGCCAAUAUGGAAGGAAGUCCAGGUGCCGGACUGGAAGAAAAUCUGGGUACCUGAAUGGAUCAAGGUCGGUAUUCCUGGUGAACAAUACGUUGGCAAGGAUCAGCAUGGCUGGCAAUACACGAGCCACGAUCUCUGGAAGAAGAAAUUGAUCUGGAAGCCAGUAUGGAAGAAGAUCUGGAGAACGGAGAAGAAGCAGGCUUGGGCCACUGACAAGAAGCUGGAAUGGAAGGCUGAAUGGAAACAGAUCUGGAAGACUGAGAAGAAGCAGGUUUGGGUUUCCGACAAGAAGUUAGUCUGGAAGGAGGAGUCGGUUCAAGUUUGGGUACCAGAGAAAAAGCAAAUUUGGGUCACGCAGAAGAAGCAGGUAUGGAAAGACGAAUGGAAGAGCAAAUGGGUGCCGGUUUGGAAGGACGUACAGGUACCUGCGUGGAAGAAGAUAUGGAAGCCCGUUUGGGAGAAAGUUUGGGUGCCAGCAGAACCCCACCAUGACGAACACCACGGCUACAAGUAAAUUCUUGUCGUGAGACCGUCUUCGAUCUUUCCUCAUCUUGAUGGACGAUAAACCCGUCAUCGUUGUUAAGUUUCCGUUAAUGUGGUCGUGACUCGGAUCAAAGGCCCGCCAGUCGAAAGUCGGCUUCAAAACCGCGCGGCCGCGCCGCGGUGCGUUUAUCGGGCCGUUGUCGCGUCGUGUGCCGGGACUAGAUGUUCGAAUGUUUCAAAUCCAUGGAAAAUAUUGUCGAACAACGUGAAUAAGUUCGAACCAUGGAGAAGAAAAGUUUUCGUUCGUACUGUAUGGAUGAAAUGAAAUGAUUACUUAGCCAGUAGAAAUACUAACUAUUCGUCUACAGACUGUAGACUGUAGACGAUUCCGUUCAUGACACGUAUGUAAUCAUUUUUUUUACUUGUAAAUAACAAUUGUUUAGACAGGUAUAUACAUACAGAUAUUUUUGUACAAUCUUUGUGUAUGUUACGACAAUAAAAUACACCUUUUUUUA